GGGGGGGGGAACCUUUCUCUGUUUUUUUCUCUCUCUCUUUCUCUCUCCCCACCCUCCCUCUCUCUCCUCACCCUCCCUCCUAGGGUUUUAAUCAUCAUUCAUUUGGAAAAGUGACACCAGCGCUUCUGGAUGGACCAGCCUAGCACACAGAAGCGAGGAGAUCCAACACCGUUCACAUCUCCAGUGGCGGCCAGGCACCUCCGCCUCGAAUCUCUUUUCAUCUGGAAAUUGUGACCUUAUAAUUUCAAGAGAGAGAGAGAGAGAGAGAACCCUACACACACACACACACACACACACACACAUACACACACAGAGAUGUAUCAAUGACCAACAGAGUGUGUGUAUACGUGAAAGAACCAUUUUCCAAUUUUUGGGGAUUUUAAGAUUGUAAAAUCUGCAUCGAAAAAGAUAAUCAUCUGGCAAAAUCCAGCGGCUGUGUGCUCACAGUAAAGGCUGCUAAAAAAAGACAGACAGAGAGAGAGAGAGACAAGAAUAGCCUUAAACACGCUGGCUGAUGGCACAAAGGUAUGACGACUUGUCCCACUAUGGGAUAGACGGGGUAUCCAUGGCUAGUUAUGGAGACUCACACGCCUCUCGGAAUCUGGCUCACCAUCUGAACCACGGCCCCGGCAUCCACGCGCAACACUACCCGCCUGGAAGCGCUUCUCACCGGGUACCGUUACCUGGGAGUCUGGGCAAUAACAUCAACGACAGUCUGAAAAGAGAAAAGGAUGCGAUAUACGGGCAUCCUCUGUUUCCCUUACUUGCCUUGAUCUUUGAGAAGUGUGAACUUGCUACAUCUACUCCCAGGGACUGCGGGGUAGCCGGAGGAGAUGUGUGUUCGUCAGAUUCCUUCAAUGAAGACAUCGCAGUGUUCGCUAAACAGAUUCGAACAGAAAAACCUUUAUUUUCCUCCAACCCUGAGCUGGAUAAUUUGAUGAUCCAGGCCAUCCAAGUGCUGCGAUUUCAUCUGUUGGAGUUGGAAAAGCACUCCUAUCAGUGCAUCAUGGGAAAGUCAGGCUCAACUUUUACAAUCAAGUUCGGUCUGGCCUUUGAACGCAGAAAUCCGAGGCUACCGACUGG
Molecule: messenger RNA, 1083 nt
Organism: Stegostoma tigrinum
Lineage: Eukaryota; Metazoa; Chordata; Chondrichthyes; Orectolobiformes; Stegostomatidae
Product: homeobox protein Meis1-like
Exons: 6
Source: RefSeq, a predicted model, not a curated record